Messenger RNA from Osmerus eperlanus (European smelt), 1958 nucleotides. RefSeq names its product tsukushi-like. Bases 137 to 1207 code for a protein of 356 amino acids. The transcript is spliced from 2 exons. NCBI's taxonomy places the organism in Eukaryota, Metazoa, Chordata, Actinopteri, Osmeriformes, Osmeridae. Gene Ontology annotation, molecular function: protein binding. The record is from RefSeq and is a predicted model, not a curated record. Gene Ontology annotation, cellular component: extracellular matrix.
GACUGGCAGUAUGGCAGUCCUGGCAGGGAAGCAGGCAUACUCAUGCUCAAAUGUAUCAUUUUGAAACUCAAAAUAGUGUUUAGGGAUUGCCAGGAAAUCUGUUUUAAUAAUCGGACAUAAAGGUUUCUUAACAAAAAUGUACAAUUCGUCAAGAAAGGGGGCCGUGUCUGUUCUACUGGGGGUGACCAUGUGGCUCUGGGUGUUCCUCCAUGCCUCUGCGCUGAAAAACUGCCACCCUGGUUGUCGCUGUAAAGUAGAGAACUUUGGCCUGUUUGACAGCUUCAGUCUGACCAGGGUAGACUGUAGUGGGGUGGGUGCAGGCCCGGUCCCCAUCCCCAUUCCUCUGGAUACCUCUUCUCUGGACCUGUCCUCCAGCGCCAUCAGCACCAUCACUGCCUCCAUGCUGUCUGGGCCAGGCUACACCACACUGGCCAGCCUAGACCUGAGCAACAACCUCAUCUCCAGCCUGAAUGGAAGCACCUUCUCCAGGCUGCGCUACCUGGAGACUCUGGACCUGAGCCACAACGCUCUGGAGGAGCUGGGACACGGCUGUUUCUCAGGCCUACCCCUCGCAGACGUGGACUUGAGCAGCAACAGGCUCAGGCAGGUCUGGCUGGAUAUCUUCACCAACAAGGGCCACGGAGGACCCAUUCGUAUCGAUCUCUCCAACAACUUCCUGACCUCUGUCACGAGGGAUCCAGUAAAGAAUCCACCCAACAUCCAGAGGCUCUGCCUGGCAAGGAACCGUUUGAACGCCGUGCCCCGGCUCCAAGGCCUCCCUCUCAGGUCGCUGAGCCUUGACACGAACCCCAUCCCCAGGCUUGAGAGCGACAGCUUCACAGGCCUGAGGGAUCUAACCCACCUGUCUCUCAGUGGGCUGUUUGAGCUGAAGACCAUCCAACCACACAGCUUCAAAGACCUCUGUGGCCUGCAGGUUCUGGACCUGUCGCACAACAGCCAUCUGGGCCCACUGAGCGAGGAGGUGUUUGGCGGUCUGGUGGCUUUGCAGGAGCUGAACCUGUCCAACUCUGGGGUGGUUUCCCUGCCCAGCAACAUCCUCCACCUGCUGCCUGGCAUCAGGAGCAUUGUUCUUAGAGAGAAGGUGAACUGUUGGAAAACCCAGAGACAAGCUCAGUUUCACAGGCAUAUAGGACAAUCUAACAGAGGGGAAGAGCUGACAUGUGAUGUUAUAGGUAUUGUUUUGUGAGGUUUUGUUUCUACCAAGUCGAAAUGGCAAUGGAAUAACCCCUGAAAGGCAGAUCAGAUAAGACCAUAACAUAAAAGGUCAAAUGUCCCAGCUCUAUGGGGUAUUCUGUCAUGUCCUGACAUAUGUAGCCUAUAGAGAUGACAUUGUAUGUGAUACAAUGUCAGUGAGCAACUGUGGCCUUAUGGAGAUGCUUGGAGUCUCUUUUUAAGCAAUGCGCUCAUGAUACACAUCUCAGAUAAAAGUUUAUUGGUUUAAAUCAAAUCAGCAGAUGGAGGAAGAAACAACCUAAUAUAACCUUGGGUGCCCUCUGCUUUCUCACUCCUAGAAAACCAACAUCUUACUGAUUGCUAAAACAGCUAAAUGGCAUUAAAAAUGCAUCAGGAGAAUGUAACCCUCAGAACUACUGUAUGUCAAAAAUGCCGUUGAUGAAAUGCUAAGCAUUCCUCUGAUGUUUUGUUGACACAUUUAUCAGAUGUUUAAACAGGACUGUCUGGUAGAUUUUGAUAAAAUCUAUGUUGUGUAAGUAAGUCUAUGGAGGUAGACAAUGAGGCUGGGUAUAUACCAUUGACUAGACAUGCACUUUACAUAUGACUUACCCAAUGUGAUCAAAGUAGAGAAUUCUUAUUUAACUGAAAAUGAAUACAUUUCUGAAAACUCAAUGUUGGGCCAAAGAUUAAAAAAUAAAUAAAUGUAAGUAACAAUGUUCUUUGAGAGUUAAAUAUUGUAGUAGAGUACAGUUAAUAUAAGUGUG